Molecule: messenger RNA, 1578 nt
Organism: Pyricularia pennisetigena
Lineage: Eukaryota; Fungi; Ascomycota; Sordariomycetes; Magnaporthales; Pyriculariaceae
Exons: 1
Coding region: 1-1578 (525 amino acids)
Source: RefSeq, a predicted model, not a curated record
AUGGCUACAGCAUCGAGUUGGAAGAGCAGUAGCGGUGGGCACUUCAGUGGGUCAAUCGCAACAGCAACCGGAAACAAGAUCACCAAGGGCCGAGGCCGCAUGGGGGUCAAGCCCAUCUUGAAGAAGCUGCAAUCGGGCUCGGAGAAAAAUUCACUGGAUCUCGACCGUGGGUGGGAGGACCAGCAGCACAACUGGAACGACUAUCCUGCCAGUCGGUCGGCGAGGGAUAUGGCAUUCAUCACGCCAGGCUUUAUGGAAUCCGGAGAUUGCGGCAGUCUCAAUAGCGGACCUAGCUUAGGCGGUAAGAGUGUGGACUUGGGGAGGCCCAAAUUUCAGCACGCCAGGUCACCAUCCGGCGCCAGCCAUGCUUCUGUUGGUACGACGGGCAGCGGAACCGGACCGGGAAGGGGAGGAUUUGUGCACCCGUUUCAGCAGACGCCACGGACGGCCACUCCGCCAUUACUCUCAUAUGCUGGGUCUAUGGCGAGCAUUGACGUCGGUGCUGGCGGCGGCUGCGGGCGCGAUUACUCACCCACGAUAACGGAGAAUGAGGACGACGAUUACGCCUAUCAGACUGGAAAGAUGCACCCAUACUCUAUGAGCCAGUCGAGCCUGCGGCGGCCUAGCCUCGCUUCGCAAAGGACGGCGUCGUUUUCUGAUAUGCAGGGCGUCGCACAGAGUAGUAGCAAUGCGAAAUCCAGCAGGGUGGGGAGUCACAGUGCGGCUGUUGGCAAUUCGGGCAGCUCCCGCAUGGUGCACGGGGGAAGUAUGUUGAGCUCAAGUAAAAGUCAGUCUGAUCUGCACUUGAACCUCACCUUGGGCACAACAAACACCAGCCACCCGUCAAACAAUGACUCUGCAAACAACUCCCCCUCUCUCCUUUCACGUUCAACAACCACAACCACCACAACUACUGCAUUCCCAGUCCUGACAAGCCCGCCGUCACAAUCAUUCGUCGCAAGUCCGACUUCGUCAUUCUCGGCUGCACCGCUAUCACCCCUCCGAACCUCACUAGAAAUGGGCCUGGGUGGACUCGCGCCGCGACUCCGCUCGCUGUCUGAGCAGCAGGAGAGCCGUGGCAAGAAGCCCUCGCUCUCAGACCCAGCAGAACAUGCGCGGCUGAUGCGCGAGAGGCGCGCCAAGUUCGACGAAAAGGAGCGCCUCAAGGCCGAGAAGGCGGCUCGCAAGCAGCACAAGAACUCGGCGUCGCACCACCAGUCCAAGGACGCCGAGAAGCGUGAUCUCGAGAUGUUCCAGAGGCAGAAGCACGAGGCCGCUCUCUACAGCAGCGGCAGCAGGCCAGGCACAGCAUCUGGAGCAUCGAUCAUCUACCGCAACAGCAUCAAUCGUCCAAUCUAUGGCGUAGAUCAGUUUCCCCUCGUCACCAACGAGAAAAUUGAGAGCAACCUGGACAGCAAGAAGGGCAAGAAAUCGGGCUCCUUCGCCAGGGGCGCCGUCGGCGUGGCUGGAGGACUCGAUUCCCAUCAGCCAAGGGAGCGGAAGUCGGCCAAAAACGUCUGGACUAACUUUGUACUCUGGAUUCGGACGACCAUCUUCAAACUCAAGAGGGGGGAUUAG